GUGGGGGCCUCCUCAGGGGCUGAGGGCCCUGAGUCUGUUUUUGUCGUUGAGUGCACUAAAGACGGUGACGUCUGGCGCUCGGGAGUGCCUGUGAAGUUGAGGAAUGCUUUUCUGGACUCGAAUUUGCAGGCGUCUCAGCAACACAUGUUCACGUAUAACAACUGCGGGAGGGGCUGCCCGAUAGCAAGUCAUCUCGAGGUGUCGGUGGUGAAGUCGCGCCCUUCGUCUUGGUCUUGGAAUAAACCGGCAGACAGCUGGGUGGCUCAGCCCCAAUUGUUGUUUUUGGCAGAAGGAGAAGCAGCAGAAGCUUCAGCACGCGAUGAGCUUUAA
Eimeria maxima is the source of this 330-nucleotide messenger RNA. RefSeq lists its product as hypothetical. The transcript has 2 exons. The annotation marks the transcript as partial. The record is from RefSeq and is a predicted model, not a curated record. NCBI's taxonomy places the organism in Eukaryota, Apicomplexa, Conoidasida, Eucoccidiorida, Eimeriidae.